AUGAAGGGCAUUCCUCCGUGGUCGCCGCGGGCACGCGGCUCUUCCUCGACGGGGAGAGAUAGCCACGCUCGAUGGCAUCCCUUGCCGCAUGGGGUCGCACUCCAAUACAACGAGUGCCAGGCAGCCCUCAUCGCUUUCAUGCCAAUGGGUAUUACCGAUCGGCAGGAAGAAGGGUACUACGGUACGCCUGCCGGCGAGUCCCGUUUCACUAUCCUGGACUCUCACAAACAACAGGGGAAAGACGCGCAGCGGCACAGUCCCCUGCUCAGUGCCUCGAAUCGCCGAUCCCACUCCGCUCGAUCUUACCCGAGUUGGACCUCCAACACCGCCCAGCCGGCGAAGCGAUCCAUCGCGCAUUGGAAGGAAGAGCCAACCGCUCCCGGGGUCCUUCUGAGCGCCGUCUUCAGCGCCAGUCGACGGGAAACACAGAAGAAAAAGGAGUUCCCGAGCGGAACCGGGUGGUGUUUCGGCGCACAGGUCACAGCAACCAACGCAGGAUUUCGUCCUAGUGUCGUGCUAGUGGUGCCCUGGACGAGAAAUUACCUGAGCCUGUGCAACCAACGCUUCUGCGUGCAGUACCAACAGGCAAGUUUGUUGCACCGUUGCCACGGCCUGUACGGAUUACCACCAAAAGCCUUCUCGGCGCCGGAGCCUCCCGCGCAACCCAGACCCUUCGGGAUCUCCAAUCUCUUUCGUCAAGGCAGAUUUCGAAUCCCAAAACGUUUCCUGACGGGACGCCAGCGAACGCCGAACUUUUCUGCCACCGCAUCCCUCGACAUCAGCCGCUCGUGA
Molecule: messenger RNA, 792 nt
Organism: Thermothielavioides terrestris NRRL 8126
Lineage: Eukaryota; Fungi; Ascomycota; Sordariomycetes; Sordariales; Chaetomiaceae
Exons: 3
Coding region: 1-792 (263 amino acids)
Source: RefSeq, a predicted model, not a curated record